Messenger RNA from Cuculus canorus (common cuckoo), 5401 nucleotides. RefSeq names its product macrophage mannose receptor 1. Bases 117 to 4064 code for a protein of 1315 amino acids. The transcript is spliced from 29 exons. Lineage: Eukaryota; Metazoa; Chordata; Aves; Cuculiformes; Cuculidae. The record is from RefSeq and is a predicted model, not a curated record. Gene Ontology annotation, molecular function: signaling receptor activity.
UCAACUGUUUCACACAGAGAAGGACCUGUUACUAUCCUCAUUCAGAAGGAUUUUAUACAAUGACAAUCUUAUGGUCUAACUUCUGGUAGAGGAAUGAAAAGAAAGUUAUAUUUAGAAUGAAUUUCUUCACGUUCCUAUUUCUUCUUUCCCUCGUGCAUGGUUCAUUACAGUCACUUGACACCUUUACAUUAAAAGGAAAUGCCAAUGGACAGCCAUGUGUAUUCCCUUUCAAAUACGAAGGCAAACUGUACAGUGAGUGCACAGAUGCUGGUAGGUCAGAUGGCUGGCUCUGGUGUGCUACAACUGCAGACUUUGAUGCUGAUAAACUGUACGGAUUUUGCCCACUAAUAAAUGACACAGAAAGGUUUUGGACAGAAGAUGUUUCAACUGGCAUUCACUAUCAGAUAAACUCAGAAUCAGCUCUAACAUGGCACCAAGCAAGGAAAAGUUGUCAGCAGCAAAAUGCGGAACUACUAAGCAUCACAGAGAUUCAUGAGCAAACAUAUAUAGGAGAGCUAACUAUAAAAUUCAGUUUUCCAUUCUGGAUUGGAUUGAACACUUUGAAUUUCAACAGUGGAUGGCAAUGGGCUGGGGGAAGCCCUUUCAGAUAUUUGAACUGGGCUCCAGGAAAUCCUUUCCUGCUCCCUGGGAAAAUCUGUGGAGUGAUGAAUCCCCAAAAGAAUGCUAAAUGGGAAAACCAAGCGUGUAACCAGAGACUUGGCUACAUUUGUAAAAAGAGAAAUUUCGAUUCAAAGUCUGACAUUAUACCCAAGGAGGAAAUGAGACCUAUUAAGUGCACGAACGGUUGGUGGCCAUACGCAGGCCACUGCUACAGCAUUCAACGAGAACCCAAAGUGUGGAAAGACGCUCUGACUUCAUGUAAGAAGCAAGAUGGAGAUUUGGCAAGUGUCCACAACAUUGCUGAACACAGCUUUCUAGUGUCACAGCUUGGUUACAAGACAACGGAAGAGCUAUGGCUGGGUCUGAAUGAUCUGAAGACUCACUUCUAUUUUGAGUGGAGUGACAGGACUCCUGUGACAUUCACCAAAUGGCAGCACAGACAUCCCACCUACACAAGUGGUCUGGAGGACUGCGUUGUUAUGAAGGGACAGGAUGGAUACUGGGCAACUGAAGUUUGUGAUAAGCAACUUGGUUAUAUCUGUAAAAAGAAGCCUUCAUCACAAACCUCUGAAAAAGAGACAAUUGAGGACCCAGGCUGCCAGAAAGGUUGGAAAAGAUACGGUUUUCACUGCUACUUGGUAGGCUCUGCACUUGUAACAUUCUCAGAAGCAAAUAAGACAUGUGAGUGGAGCAAAGCUUAUCUAGCUACAGUGGAAAGCAGAAAUGAGCAAGCCUUUCUGAUUAGCCUGAUUGGUCUGAGGUCAGAAAAAUAUUUCUGGAUCGGUCUUUCCAACACAGAAGAACGAGGGAGUUUCAGGUGGACCAGUGGUGAAAAACCUCUCUUCACACACUGGAACACAGCAAUGCCAGGAAAAGAGCAAGGCUGUGUUGCCAUGACAACUGGAAUUGCAGCUGGAUUAUGGGAUGUUGUUAGCUGUGAGAAGACAGCAAAUUAUCUUUGCAAACAGCAGGCAGUGGGAGCGACACCUCCUGCUCCUCCAGUAUGGGUCCCCACAGCCGCCUGUGCUGAAGGCUGGGAUGAGGCGUCCCAGACAGGCUCCUGCUUCAAAUUUUUUGUGAGAGCAGGAAACCAAAAGAAGUCUUGGUUUGAGGCUGAAGAAUUCUGUAGAGAAAUAGGCGGAUAUCUGGUCACAAUCAAUACAAGAGAGGAUCAAAUUUUAAUAUGGCAAUUAGCAUCGGAAAAAGGACUGCACACUCAAGCUUUCUGGAUUGGUUUGUUUCUCUUAAAUCCAGAUGAAGGAUUUGCCUGGAUUGAUGGUUCCCCUGUAAUUUAUGAGAACUGGGAUGAAGAUGAACCCAAUAACCAUGAAGGACUUGAACACUGUGUUACGUUUAAUAGAUCACCCCAAAUGCGUUGGAAUGACUUGCGCUGUGAACAUUUACUUAAUUGGAUUUGUGAAACAAGAAAAGGUACACCGCUAAAACCUGAACCAAACUACAAAUUUGAAUAUCAAGCCACAAGUGAUGGAUGGGUUAUAUUUGAAAAUAAGCAGUACUAUUUCAGCAAAGAACAUGUCCAUAUGGAGGAAGCACGGAGAAUUUGUCAGAAGAACUUUGCAGAUCUGGUUGUCAUUGAGAAUGAAAGGGAAAGACAAUUUCUAUGGAAAUAUAUUUACACAAAACGCAGGGUGGAAUCGUAUUUUAUUGGCUUAGUUGUCAGCUUUGAUCAGAAAUUCAGCUGGCUGGAUAAGACCCCAGUGAACUAUGUUGCCUGGGCUCCAAAUGAACCUAAUUUUGCAAAUAAUGAUGAAAACUGUGUGAUAAUGUCAGGAGAUUUUGGAUUUUGGAAAGAUAUAAGCUGUGCUGUGAAAAGUGCCUUCAUCUGUGAAAGGCAUAACUCAACUUACGUAGGAUUUGCUCCUACCUUACUUUCACCUCUGGGAGGGUGUCCUGAAACUUGGCAUUUGUUUAACAAUAAGUGCUAUAGAAUACUUGGAUCCAGAGAGGAAGAAAGACUGACUUGGCACUCUGCAAGAAGUGCUUGUAUAGAAUUAGGAGCAAAUUUGGCCUCUAUACACAACGACCAAGUACAAGCCUUCUUCACCUUCCACCUGAAGGAUGUUGCAGGUGAAACCUGGAUUGGAUUGAAUGACAUUAACAAUGAGGAUGUAUAUCUUUGGACGGAUGGAAGCCUUUUUGACUAUUCAAAAUGGGCAAGAAAAUUCCCUUUUAGAGAUAAAUAUAUAAAAGUUGACUGGAACUUUAUUACAAUACAGACCGACUGUAUUGCAAUGACAGAAAGAUCUGGAGAAGAAGCAGGGUACUGGAAAAACACUGACUGCCAGCAUAACAAAAGCUAUAUUUGCCAGAUGGACAGCAAGCCUGAGCUGCUUCAUUCCACACCCGCUCCAGAUUCUGAUUUCAUCCAUUAUGGUAACAGCAGCUAUUUAAUCAUUCCUUCUAAAAUGAAUUGGGAAGAAGCAAGAAAAGCCUGCAAGGAGAAAUCUUCAGACCUUGCCACCAUUUUUGAUUAUUACAGUAAUAUAUUCCUGCUACUGCAGGCAGGAAAAUAUGGAGAGCCCUUAUGGAUUGGGCUCAACAGCAAUAUGACUUAUGGCCAUUACAGAUGGACUAAUAAAAAGAAAAUAAUUUUUUCUAAUUGGUAUUAUGGAGAACCAGAACAGAAAAUAGCCUGUGUCUAUCUAGACCUCCGUGGGACCUGGAAAACAGCACCUUGUAAUGAAAAACAUCUUCCUGUCUGCAAAAAAUCUGAGGAUGAACUUCCUUCUGAUCCCCCACAGGAUAUAGGAAAAUGUCCUGAAUCUGAUCACAUAUCUUGGAUUCCUUUCCGAAGCCACUGCUAUAACUUCAAUGCCAAUGAAAUGAGCUGGGCUCAGUCUGUGACUCAGUGUGUUCAAUCAGGUGGUACAUUGGCUUCUAUAGAAGAUCUGGCUGAAUCAAACUUUUUAGCAGAGCAUGCAGACUUAUACACGAGCAAGACAAGUGGCUUUUGGAUAGGAAUGUACAGAAAUGUAAAUGGGCAGCUGCUUUGGCAAGACAACAGUGCCAUAGACUUUGUCAACUGGGGUGAAGGACAGCCCUCAGAAGACCAGUUUGACUGCGUGGAGUUAUCUGCAUUCUCUGGCUACUGGAGUAUGCUUCCCUGCUCGUCCCAAAAGGGUUUUAUUUGUAAGAAACCAAACACUAUUCUUAAAGCAACAGCAAACAUGGAAGAUGCUGAAGAGGACAAAGAACAUGGUCACGUGAAUAUGUGGAUACUACUUAUUCUGGUCAUCAUCAUUUUAUUAGGGAUGGGCUUCAUGAUUUAUUUCUUGUUCAAGAUCAAAAGUCAAAAGAGUGAGACUGAAAGAGAGUCGAGGCGGAGCAGCACUCUACUAGAAUACAGUUAUGUCCCAGCUGGAAGGGGUGAUGAAAAUGAUUCUGCCAACAACAAAGAAAAACAUCAACAGAGCAUCGUCUAAUGGGAUAACAAAGCAAAACUAUAUGAUUAAUCUUAAAAAAAAAUCUAGCUAGAAUAAAGGAAAUCUUAGUAAAAGUUAGGUGCAACUAAUAGACACUGAAUUAAAAUUAGCAGUUAUUCUUUUGGUAAGGACUAAGAAUGAGUACUCCGUGUUCUUCAAAAAAUAGUCUCAGGACUAAGACUUAGUACUGUAUAAAUUGGUUAAUUAAAGAAGCAUGAAAAAUAAUAGAACUAGUGGGCAUUUAGAUUUUAAAGUUAUGAAUUAAUACCCUAGUAUUCCCUCUUUUUAGAGAUUUGUGGCAGCAUCACAUACAGAGUCAACUGCAGACAGAUAGACAGUACUCUCUUUGCAGAGUGGCGAGCCUCAAAGACUGCGCCUCGAGAAUAAAUCUCAUCACCACAUACUGAAGAGUGCAUACUGUCACUCAAAAAAAUGAUGUUUUGAAGAAACAGAUUUGCAUGAAUCUUUUUUUAGUAUUAAUUUUUAAGUAUUAAAAUUAAUUUGUACUUUAUGGAUUAAAUAAUUUUGAAAGGCAGUUUUGUUGUCAAAAUUACUGGUUAAUGGAAAUAUCUGUAAAGAUUUGGCUAUUUUUUUUGGUUCUCCUGAGAUAAAGUCACAUGAAAUAACAGCAGAAUAGAUUUACCAGUUGAUAAAGCAGAGAGGAUGAAAGCCAGGUUUAUACCUAGUGCCCAGUUUGACAAGUUACUCAGCAAAAUUAAAUUGCCUGUCUGGUUUGAUUUGUCACACUGAAAUGGUAGACAUUGCUCAGUGCAUCAAAUUAAAUAAAUAUAACUUUUGUAGCAGUGAAACCUAUCUAGCCAAUUAAACUGCUUUUUUAAAAUUAUUUUUUGUCAUUGAGUUUCCAAGGUUUGCAUGUAUGAAAUUUAAAGCAUGUCCAUUUAAAGUGCACUCCCUGCUUCUUUGUCUCUAAUGGUCAGAACUUUACAACUCCAGAGCAGAAAUAAGAAGUUAAACAACAAGAAAGUUAAAAAUAAUUCAGUGGAACAAUGUUGAACUGUUGAAAGUUUUCCAUUUGCAUUUGAAUAGAAGGAAACUUCACUUUCAGAUGAAAAGUUUGAAUUUUGUAAUUAUUUGUAGAUUUCAAAAUACCACACGUGACAGGAUAUUUCCUUAUUUAGAGCCCAGAAUUUUCUCUUUCAACUAAAACUCUCCAAAAUUGAGACAGAGACAGCACCAGCUGGUUCCUUAAAGACUUCUUCUGCAGCAAUUAAUUGCAGCUCAUCUCUUUGUGAAUAAGAAGAAAGAAAUGAUACCCUUGAUUCUUUCUACAGCUUUAGUUUUCCUUCCUUUUGUUUAUACUGCUUUUCAGAUUCUUG